Molecule: messenger RNA, 2450 nt
Organism: Vitis riparia (riverbank grape)
Lineage: Eukaryota; Viridiplantae; Streptophyta; Magnoliopsida; Vitales; Vitaceae
Product: metal-nicotianamine transporter YSL1-like
Exons: 8
Coding region: 337-2322 (661 amino acids)
Biological process (GO): response to iron ion; seed development
Cellular component (GO): plasma membrane
Molecular function (GO): iron-nicotianamine transmembrane transporter activity; oligopeptide transmembrane transporter activity
Source: RefSeq, a predicted model, not a curated record
GAGUAGUUUCUUACUUUAUGACUUGGGAUUAUGUUAAAAUCGUAAACAGCUAAUGACAGACAAGUCUGUACAUUUUGGUUGUGAGGUAUUGAUUGUAGAGAGGUACACACCAGAUGGUUUUUUGGAAGGACUUUGUAGUUGUUUUGGUACACAGGUUGAAUAAGACGACAAAGACCCAGUUCAUCAAGGGAUGAGUUUUUGCCCGCAAAUUUGAAGAACUGGUCACAGAAUUCUAAGGAGGGUUUGUUCAUGACUUUUAAUGUGCUUCUGUAGAUACCUGCCCCUCCUCCAUUGAAGCAAGCAAGCAAAAAGAAGAAUAGUAAGAUAGGAAAAAACAUGGAAACUGAACUGAAAGAGAUAGAGAAGGAGGACAAGGAGGUACAGUCGGAAAAAGCUGAGGAGACGAAGAGGUUACCUCCAUGGACAAAGCAGAUAACUGUAAGGGGAGUCAUUGCCAGCAUUGUGAUAGGGAGCAUGUACAGUGUGAUAGCCAUGAAGCUGAACCUCACAGUUGGGCUUACUCCUAAUCUCAACAUCUCUGCCGCCCUUCUCGCCUUUGUGUUCAUCCGGACAUGGACAAAGCUGCUCCACAAGACCGGUUUUGUGACAACCCCAUUCACCCGCCAGGAGAAUACCAUGAUCCAGACAUGUUCAGUUGCAUGCUAUAGCAUUGCUGUUGGAGGUGGUUUUGGGUCUUAUCUUGUGGCGUUGAAUAGGAAGACGUAUGAGCUGGCGGGGAUCGACACAGAAGGAAACUCUCCAACUAGUAUCAAGGAGCCGGGGCUUGGCUGGAUGAUUGGCUUCCUCUUUCUAGUUUGUUUUGUUGGCCUUUUUGUCCUGAUUCCUCUCAGAAAGGUCAUGAUAAUCGACUACAGAUUAACAUAUCCAAGUGGGACAGCAACUGCAGUUCUCAUCAAUGGUUUCCAUAGCCAGGGCGAUAAGUUGGCGAAGAAGCAGGUUCGUGGGUUUAUGAAGUUCUUCUCAAUGAGUUUUCUUUGGGGGUUUUUCCAAUGGUUUUACACAGGGAAAGAGGAAUGUGGAUUUGCUCAGUUCCCUACUUUCGGAUUGCAAGCUUGGAAGCAAACGUUCUACUUCAAUUUCAGCAUGACUUAUGUGGGAACUGGGAUGAUCUGUUCCCACCUUGUGAACUUGUCUUUGCUUCUUGGAGCUGUGCUCUCUUGGGGGCUAAUGUGGCCACUCAUCGGUAGUCUCAAGGGCGAGUGGUUUCCAAGGAAUUUGCCAGACAGCAGUAUGAAGAGUCUAAAUGGUUAUAAGGUUUUUAUCUCGGUUUCUCUCAUCCUAGGUGAUGGACUCUACAAUUUCGUCAAAGUAGUGUAUUUUUCGAUCACAAGUAUAUACGGUAGACUGAAGCGCCAGCGCCAGAACCUCAAAAUAGAUGGAGAUGAGCAGACUAAGACACUGGAUGAUCUAAAACAAGACGAAGUUUUCAUUAGAGAAUCCAUUCCCCUGUGGAUGGCAGUCACUGGAUACAUUAUCUUCGCCGUUCUUUCAAUAAUUGUGAUUCCACUCAUGUUCCCUCAGCUCAAAUGGUACUUUGUUCUCGUAGCCUACGUCAUUGCUCCAUCUCUAGCCUUCUGCAACGCUUAUGGAGCUGGUCUAACUGACAUCAACAUGGCAUAUAAUUACGGGAAGGUGGCGCUGUUUAUGCUGGCUGCAUUGUCUGGGAAAGAGAAUGGAGUGGUAGCGGCGUUGGCAGGGUGCGGUAUCAUCAAAUCUGUUGUUUCUGUUGCUUGCAUCCUGAUGCAAGAUUUCAAAACAAGCUAUUUCACCAUGGCAUCUCCACGAGCAAUGUUCUUGAGCCAGGCCAUUGGCACAGCGAUAGGUUGCAUCACGGCUCCUCUGAGUUUCUUCCUGUUCUAUAGGGCGUUUGAUGUGGGAAACCCGAACGGAGAAUACAAGGUUCCUUAUGCUCUAAUCUAUAGAAACAUGGCGAUCCUGGGGGUUGAAGGGGUGGCUGCUUUGCCACAGCAUUGCUUGCAGCUCUGCUAUGGCUUCUUCGCCUUUGCAGUAGUAGUUAACAUGGCUAAAGAUCUUUGCCCGCCUAAGAUCGGGAAAUGGAUGCCACUUCCGAUGUGCAUGGCUGUGCCGUUUCUAGUUGGGGCAUACUUUGCGAUUGAUAUGUGUUUAGGGACUUUGAUUGUGUUUCUGUGGCACAAGCUUGACACCAAGAAGGCUGAGUUGAUGGUCCCGGCGGUCGCUUCUGGUUUGAUUUGUGGAGAAGGGAUGUGGACUCUUCCGGCAUCAGUGCUGGCUCUGGCCAAGAUCAGCCCUCCAAUCUGCAUGAAGUUCUUGGCUUCAUAGAGGAAGCUCCAUAAAGAAUGCUGGAGCAUUAGGAAAUGGUUUGCCCAACAUGGGACCCAAUAUUGUAAUACGGUAUCAACUAUAUAUCAAGUCGAUAUUUUAUAUCUAAUUUCCUCCCAUUCUCUGCC